UGACUAUUCGGCUGUUUUAUCCUGCCCGAAAAUGGAGAUGGCCAUAUAGUUCUAAGCGGUCGUAAAAAUGGACGAAAAGUCAAUACUGCAUAGAACCGAGUAGAGAUCGCUCUCAGAUUCUCUCUGGUUAUACUAUAAUUUCAACAUAUUUUCCAAUGUUUCUCGAAACGUAUUCGAUGUCUCACCACUUUUCAAUUUUCUGGAAUAUUUUAUUCAUUCUUUUUCGAAUAAAUCAUUGUACAUUACCGCAAGCAAGUCAGGAAGAUCUACUUCACUCAUUUAAGAGUUAUUCUGAUGUGGCAAUGUUUCAUUAUGCUGUACCAAAAGAUGUAUUUCAGGCUACGUGGCAUUUUGCUGCCUUUAUGGAUGAUCCUACAUGCCAACCACGGAAAGUUUAUAUACAUUUAAAAAUCGGUAGUUAUCCAAUAAUCACAAAUAACAGAAUAUUCCUAACGAGUGAAUAUACCAAACGAGAUGAUAGUAUUGUAAUUACUACUACCACAACAUAUCAAUCAAAGAAUGCAACCAUUGUGCCGGUUUAUGGACCACAAUCUGGGGAUUGGUUUGCGGCUGCUUAUAUGCCUUAUUGGGAUGAGAGAGUACAACAGCAGGGGUUUGGACACAAAUGUCGAUACAGCAUAGGCACAGUAGCACUGUGGUCACAAAUAGAUAAUAUUGAGAACAUUUCUAUUGGUUGUCAAAGGACAUUGCAAACAAGCACAAUGACAACAUAUUACAAAAUAUAUAUUCCAUCCGGAGUCUGGAGUUUUCGUAUGUCAGUUUGGAACUGCAAUUUCUUAUUACACAAUGUUCAAGAUAUUCGCGAACCUUGCAUUGAAUCUAUGUCUCUAAAAGGACGUUCUUUACCAAUAUUCAAUCAUCUUCAUCCUGUGGAAUCCAAAUAUCUUACUACAAAUGCUAGUUAUACUUUCACAGAAUCUUCUCCUUAUGAAGAUAGUUAUUACUAUUUAUUAGUCGUUUCGAAAAGCGUUAUCGAAUUCAACGUCAAAGUCGACAUAUUAGGAUGUCCAAUCAGAUUAACAGAUAUAUCUUUUACAAGAAAAUAUAUUGAUACUUUUUUAAGUUUUAAUUCCGUAAUAGGAUCAGAUACCAAAGAUGUAUUAAAAUACGAAUGGUCUUAUAAUGAAAAUAAUGCUAGCAGAUACAAUAGAAAUAAAUUCUAUCAAAAAAACGAAGAAUAUGAUAAUGUGAAAUACGAGAUUGAUGAUGAAUGUACGCCAAGAUAUCAAUUGGUGCGCGUGAAACACGCGGAAACAUUUUCAACUGUUUAUCUCUUACAGAGAAAAGAAUGGUUAAGUUCACAAUUAAUACUAACUGAUUCAAUUCCGAUAAUGACGCAAUUUGAUAUUUUGCCAUUAAUCGAUAUUGGUGGCACACUUGAUAUCGAUGUACAUUUGGAAAUAGAAAAGCUGUCAUCAGCACAAUCGGUUUUGGUAACAGUAUGCAUUCAAAGAAAUCGUAUACCUAAACUAGAAAAUCUUCAUUCUUGUCAAAAUGGAACUUUAUCGCUGAACCUGUCAUCAUUAAACAAACACAACACAAGUUUGUUAAUAGUAUAUCCACAACCGGGCACAUGGUAUAUUAUUAGCCAUGCGACAUGUUAUAACUGGAAUGGUAAACCUGUACACUGUCAAUAUGGAAAGAUUUCAAUAUUAAUGAAUGUACGCAUCAAAAAGUGUGUAAUUUCUGACCAAAGUCCUUGCAAUAAUCAUGGUGUUUGUCAAGAAAUUCAGAAGAAUGUUCUCCAUUAUGCAACAUGCAAUUGUUUUAAAGGUUACACGGGAUGGGAUUGCACUGACAUUUCGAAUACUAUCACUGCUAUUUCUUCUUUCAUGAGCGCCAUGCUGCUCAUUUUGAGCAAUGCUUUUUUUAUACCAGCUAUAUGUAUAGCGAUAAAACGGAAAUUAUAUGCAGAAGGGCUAGUGUACUUAGCCACCAUGCUGUUCUCAUCGCUUUAUCAUGCCUGUGAUCAAAAUGGUGGACAAUUCUGUAUUGUCAAGUACGAAGUUUUACAAUAUAAUGAUUUCUUCUCGAGUAUUUUGGCGUUCUAUGUUACAUUAGUAUCAAUGGCAGAGUUACCGAUUGAUUUUGUACCAUUGUGCCAUAUGACUGGAGUUUUUGUUAUCACUUUUGGGGUGCAAGUUGACAAGAUGUGUCUGAUCAGCAUUUUGGUACCAUUGUCAAUGGGUGUCAUUAUACCGGUUUUCACAUGUGUCUAUCGCAGUGUUAAAUCUAAAAGGUGCAAGAAACCGAGCCGGAAAAUAGUAUUAGGUUUACUCUUCGCUAUUGCAGGAUUAUUACUUUAUUCUUUCAUUGAAACGGAGGAGAAUUAUCAAUAUGUUCAUAGUAUAUGGCAUAUUAUCAUGGCGAUAUCAUUAAUAUUUUUGCUGCCACCAGCAAGAGAAACUAUAUCGAGAAACACUUUCUUCAAUAAUGAUGGCGAGUCGUCAUGGUGUUACAAAGACUCUUAUGAAAUCCCUACAUUCACAAUAACUGAUCAGGAGAAUCAAACAAUUGUUAACAAUUAACUUAAAAAUAACAUCUUUCAAAUAGAGGACAAAAGAAUUUUACUCGGUAAAUACGCGUGUUAUAAAAAUAAUUACAAGCUCAAUACAAACACUUGAUUGACUCGUUCAA
This is a messenger RNA of Cataglyphis hispanica, 2658 nucleotides long. RefSeq names its product post-GPI attachment to proteins factor 6-like. Gene Ontology annotation, cellular component: plasma membrane. The record is from RefSeq and is a predicted model, not a curated record. Lineage: Eukaryota; Metazoa; Arthropoda; Insecta; Hymenoptera; Formicidae.